AUGCCUUCUGCAAACGACUCCACCACAACAACAGUAGCAACAACCCUAUACCCCCACCACACCGACUUUACUGGUCGUGACCCCCCACCCACCGACGGCUACAGCUGGGACCAGAUCACCAACGCUAUCAAAUCAAACUCGUUGCAUGGCCUGAGACGCACAGACAAGGGUCAAUAUGAAUACGAACAAUGGCAGGACAAGAUCGACCGCCAGACUUACAAGAACGUCGGUGAAUACAUUGCUUUUGUCAUCCUCCAAUGGCCCAACCUCCAGGACCCUGCCGACACCAUUGAACACGUCAAUAACAACAAUACCACAGAAUCAAGUCGGUCAAAGUCCAAGGAGGAGAGAUACAAGAUGAUCGAACCACGCCUGACCCUGCGUCUGAACCAUUACCCCUUCCCUGUCCAACAGUCCAUCCAAUACUUCGUCCUCUGGUCUACUCGGGACAUGUCCGUCCUCUCAGAACGGACCCGUCUCGAAACCUACCUCCAACUCCAAUUCAUCGGGAACCAGGAUCCCUUGGCCGGACCUAUAGUAGAGAAGGCUCUGUCGCCAGAGGUCUACCCCCCAGCGGAGGGGAAUAAGAAGCAGUGGAUAUGGUUUAUCAACCCUAUCGAGCUCCGCAGCGUUGCCACUGUCCAUCAUAUCCAUGUCUUUGUCCGCGAUGUCGAUCUCUCUGAACCCAAUGAAAUCUUCUUUGAGCGUCCAUAA
Molecule: messenger RNA, 714 nt
Organism: Linnemannia hyalina
Lineage: Eukaryota; Fungi; Mortierellomycota; Mortierellomycetes; Mortierellales; Mortierellaceae
Source: the annotation of a GenBank genome assembly